AUGGAAGCAGAUGAUCUUGAAAUUUCAGGAGAGGGAAAUCUCGUGAUUACCGAAGAUGAUGAAGGUUUGGGCGAUGCCCAGGUGCCAAGCACCAAGAUCGGUGGUGCUGCGGAUGCAGCCUCUCCGGCACCCGACGGCGCUGUAGCGAAUCACGACAAAUUCGAUGCCCGCACGCUCAUCUCGCUCUACACCGCCCUGCAAAGUGAGCUUGCGGCAACGAGACGCCAGGUGAUUGACAUCGAGGCCGCACUCCAGCAGAAGCAGGAAGCCCUCGCCGCUAGAGAGGCUGCAUUCGAGAAACAAUCGCAGCUCAUCGCCGAUCUGAGUAGCGACAUCGGCCAGCUGAAGGCGGCCAAGCAGACGAAGAAACAGAUCAAGAAGGACGUGGCCAAGGACGUCAACGAGUUGAAGCUGAGCCUCGCCCUCGUCGAGUCCGAGAACCGCCGACUGAGGGGCAUCGGCGACGAGGUACAGAACGUCAAGCGCGAGUGGAAGGCCAUCCACGAUGUGCAACAGAAGGAGCUCAACCGAAUUCUGCGAAGCGGAAGCCAAGGGGACGAGGAAGCGCACGGCGAAAGAAGGAAGAGGAAGAGAUGGAGGGAUACGAAGAAGUAG
This is a messenger RNA of Acanthamoeba castellanii str. Neff, 615 nucleotides long. RefSeq lists its product as uncharacterized. The transcript has 2 exons. Bases 1 to 615 code for a protein of 204 amino acids. The record is from RefSeq and is a predicted model, not a curated record. Lineage: Eukaryota; Discosea; Longamoebia; Acanthamoebidae.